Polychytrium aggregatum is the source of this 2877-nucleotide messenger RNA. RefSeq names its product nuclear condensing complex subunit. Gene Ontology annotation, biological process: mitotic chromosome condensation. The record is from RefSeq and is a predicted model, not a curated record. Gene Ontology annotation, cellular component: condensed chromosome; condensin complex. Lineage: Eukaryota; Fungi; Chytridiomycota; Chytridiomycetes; Polychytriales. The coding region runs from base 261 to 2819 and encodes 852 amino acids. The transcript has 21 exons.
CAAUCCCCAUCCCACCCGCCAGCACCAUCCCAACACCGCCAACGACCAGGCCAAGUCACCGGGGCUCGAACUCAGCAACACUACAUCGACCAUCGACCAGGCCAAGUCACCGGGGCUCGAACUCAGCAACACUACAUCGACCAUCGACCAUCAACCAUCGACCAUCAACCAUCGACCAUCAACCAUCGACCAUCAACCAUCGACCAUCAACCAUCGACCAUCAACCAUCGACCAUCGACCAUCAACCAUCUAUUGCUGCCAUGGUCACAGCGACAGAGCCUUCAAGGGAAGCCUCGAGCAUCAAUGUGCUCCUGCAGGACUCGGUCUCGUCCACGGCCACGCAUCGGAAGAACGCCGUUCGGCUCAAGAAGCUGCUGCUGAAGCCAUCCACGUCGGUGCCGGCUGCUCUCGAGUCCCUCUGGAACGCCAUGCGCCUGGUGCUGCUCAUGAAGAAGGGCCAUCCACAGGGAGAUCGCUUUGUCAAGUUCUUUGAGACCUUUAUGCAGGAAGGAGACGACAGCGACGAAAAAAUGGCCGAGAUCCGAUCAAAGGUUGCCGAGUUCUGUAUCAACAAACUGUACCCGGGCCUCAUUGCCCGCGACCGAGUCGUUCGCUUCCGUGUCUGUCAGAUCCUGUCUGUGCUGCUCGGUCACCUCAGUGAGCUCGACGACGAUGUCUAUGUUCCGAUGAGAAACAAUCUGCUCCAGAGAACUGUGGACCGCGAUACAAACGUUCGCAUCCAAGCACUCAAUGCCGUCUCCCUUCUCCAGGGCUCUGGGGACGAAGAAGAGGAGCAGCUUAUCCGAGAGCAGCUUUUGCAGGUGCUCUCCUCCGAUCCGUCUGGGGACGUGCGCCGGACGGCCUUGAUCAAAAUCGACCUGGACACGACCACAUUGUCGCAUCUGCUCGAGCGUAUCCGCGAUCAAGAGACGACGGUUCGAAAGGCCUUGCUCCAGCGACUUGCCGAGGAUCCCGAUCACCUGGCGAUGCUGACGCAUGCUCAAUGGGACACCCUGCUUGCCUCGGGGCUGUUUGACCGCGAUGAGAGUGUCAAGGCAGACUGCGAGAAUCUGUUUGCAAAUGUAUGGCUCCAGGGCCAAGAACAGCGCCUGUUUGAGUUCCUCUCCCAAAUAGACGUCAUGGAUCCCGAUUCAAGCGCACCCGCUGCGCUCACGACGUUCUUCAAAGUCCACAAGGACAAUUGGCUCAAGUCGUACCAAGAGUCGCUUUGGGACAACCUCUCGGUCGAGCGAGCGUUUUUCUUGCGACAUUGCAUUACCUUCUGCACAGAGAACGAUCUCGAAAACGAGCUCGACACCAUUCGCCCUUCACUGACUGCGGUGGUGGAGAUGAUCAAGAAGCACUUCAAGGCUGUCAGUCAAGAUACUGACGACGAAUCCCGUGCUGAGCAAGAGUUUAUCAUCUCCCAGCUCCUCGUCAUUGCCGAGCAUCACGACUUUAGCGACGAAGUCGGUCGACGGAACCUCCAAAACUGCUUCUGCGAGUUGAUAUCAAUGUCGGAUCUCGAGCGAGAUUGCUUCCUGACCAUCAUCAAGACCAUCCAGCACCUCUCUAUCGAUGAAACCGAUUUUACCCGGCUAAUCAUCGAGCUGCUCUAUCAAAUCUAUGACCAAAUUGACGAAAAGUAUGAGGAUUCUCAGGACUCAUCCCAGGAGCCGGGCAGCUCGAUUAGCGAUCUGGAUGGAAAAAGGCGCACAUACACCUUUGAAGACUAUGUCAUCAUUCACAAGUGCCUCGACAUCAUCAGAUGUAUGAUGGAGUGUCUCCAAUCGGGCUUCCCGCAAACAGAAUCGAUGAAUGGCCUUCUCAAGAACUUUGUCUUGCCUGGCAUCCAGAGUGGCAACUUUGCGUUGUGGGAAGCGGGGCUCUACUGCCUUGGUCUGUUUUGUAUCUUUGACGAGUCACUGGCACAAGAGAAUGUGGCGCUGUUCAUCCACGCCUACAACACCGUAUCCAAGGACAUCAAGCUCGCAGCCAUGAAGAUUCUAUUUGACUUGAUUCUCCGCCACGGGCACACCAAGUUCUUGACGAGCGAUGUUCUUCAAGUCUUCCAGGAUGCGAUGGAGUCUGAAGACCCGGAUGUCUUGACCCUUGCUGUUGAAGGCGUCGCCAAGUUGAUGAUGCUCAAAUGCACAAAGAGCCCCGAACUCCUCCAGGCUCUUGUGGUGCUCUACUUCCAUCCACUCACCGCGUCCAUGAAUCGCCUCAAGCAGUGCCUAUCGUAUUUCUUCCCGGUAUUCUCGCACUCGAAUCACGACAACCAAAAGAUUGUCUCGGAGGCGUUCUUCCCCAUCCUCAAGACCAUGAUCCCUGUGCAUCAGGGCAACAAAGACAUGAUGAUCCCGCCGCUGCAGAUUGCCCAUCGAAUGAUCGAGUGGACCGACGUACGCAACCUCGCCAAACAAACCCCGGACGUCAACCGCGAGCUGCAUGCCGACAUUGCACUCGAUGUUAUCACAAACGGCUGCUACGAAGAGGAAGUCGAGCCUUCGGCGCUGAAGGUCUACUGCCAAAUCCUCGGCAAGUUUUACAUCCCCUCGGAUAUCUCGAAAGUCAAGCUGAAUCGCCUGCGCGUCGAGGUGGCGAAGCUCAAGGAGAUCGUCAAGGACAGCGUGGCCCUGAAUGCGCUCAAGAAAUUUACGGCCCAUCUUAUCGAGAUCGAAGUUGCAGGAGCCAGCGCCACGGAGCGCGACAACGAUGCCGAGGACGCACACGAAAUGAUGGAUAUCGUCAGGGAUCUGCGCUCCGACAAGGACGCUGGACGCGCCGCAUCAAGCGGAGAAGAGUCGGACGAUUGAGACCUUGCUGCAGAAAGGCGAUGCACCUUGCGACAGCAUUGUCGGCCGCUCAGCCUUU